Molecule: messenger RNA, 765 nt
Organism: Impatiens glandulifera
Lineage: Eukaryota; Viridiplantae; Streptophyta; Magnoliopsida; Ericales; Balsaminaceae
Product: transcription factor MYB3-like
Exons: 3
Coding region: 80-679 (199 amino acids)
Biological process (GO): cell differentiation
Cellular component (GO): nucleus
Molecular function (GO): transcription cis-regulatory region binding
Source: RefSeq, a predicted model, not a curated record
GCUUGAAUCAUAGUCUUUCUCUCUCUGCGUCUGUUUAGAGAGAGCUAGCUAGGUUAAAUCUAGAUAGCUAUUAGCAGACAUGGCUCCAAAGAGUAUGGAAGAGAAAGCAAAGAACGAGUUCAGUAAAGGAGCAUGGACAUCUGAGGAAGACAAGAAACUGGCUGAGUCCAUUCAGAUCCAUGGCCCAAAGAGAUGGAAAACAGUGGCUGUCAAAUCAGGCCUCAAUCGAUGCGGAAAGAGUUGUCGACUUAGAUGGUUGAAUUAUCUCAGGCCAAAUAUCAAGAGAGGCAACAUUUCGGAUGAUGAAGAGGAUUUGAUUCUCCGACUUCAUAAGCUUCUCGGAAACAGGUGGUCAUUAAUUGCUGGAAGACUUCCUGGACGAACUGAUAAUGAGAUAAAAAAUUAUUGGAAUUCUCAAUUGAGUAAGAGAGUAAACACAGAUAAAAUCGUGACAACUGUAACUAUACAACCUACGAAACACAAAGAAAAUGAUGAUGAACUCAACCCUACCAACCAAAGGCAGAGAGAAAGUCCGAAUGGAGGUCAAGAGGAAGGAAAUAGCGGUACUAUCCCGAUAUUUGACACCAACGAGUUCUUCGAUUUCUCCACUGAAACCUUUGGAUUGGAAUGGGUAAAUAAUUUUAUUAAGUUUGGCGUUGAACAAAAUGAUUUGCAUUGAUUUUCCUGUCCUUUUUUCUAUUCCCAAUAAAAUGAUAAUAUAAAAUACUCUCGUGUGUUAAUAGUACUGCUACAAUUUAUUAUUGU